Molecule: messenger RNA, 1520 nt
Organism: Epinephelus lanceolatus (giant grouper)
Lineage: Eukaryota; Metazoa; Chordata; Actinopteri; Perciformes; Serranidae
Gene: sat2a.1
Product: spermidine/spermine N1-acetyltransferase family member 2a, tandem duplicate 1
Molecular function (GO): N-acetyltransferase activity
Source: RefSeq, a predicted model, not a curated record
UGUGAACUGUUAACCGGUUAUAGACCCUUUAUAUAGGUCACAUGGGGAGCUGGUGUGGUGGAGGUGGUGCGUCCCGUCACUUCCUUCCUGGAGGAGGAGGGCGCUCUCAGCUCCACUCACAGCUUGUGUUUUGGGAGGUUGUGUUCAAGAGGACAGCUGCAGACCUUCCACGCACAGUCAUCCUUUCACGUUACCUCCACCACGCACUGUGAGCACUACACAAUAGUCAGACCCACGCAGCAACAUGGACUACACUAUCCGUGCAGCCAACGUGGAGGACUGCAAGGACAUCGCGCGGAUGAUCAUGGAGUUGGCUGAAUAUGAGAAAGUAUCAGAGCAUGUGAAAAUCACACAGAGAGACUUAGAGCAGGAUGGCUUCUCCAAGAACCCGUUCUUCCAUGGGAUCAUCGCUGAGGUGCCGGAUCAGCACAAAACCAAAGAUGGUCAUACGAAGAUCGGAUAUGCACUUUACUUCUACGCCUACAGCUCAUGGACGGGCAGAGCCGUUUACAUGGAGGACUUGUAUGUGAUGCCUGACUUCAGAGGGAAGGGCAUUGGCAAAGCACUUAUGAGCAAGGUAGCUCAGCUGGGCAUGGCUGCCGGCUGCAACCAGAUCAACUUCACCGUCCUGGACUGGAACAAACCAUCUGUGGACUUUUACCUCAGCCAGGGCAGCUAUAACGUCACAACUACGCAGGGCUACCACCUUAUGCGCUGCGAAGGAGAGGCGUUGGAGCGCCUGGCCCAACCCUAACCAAACUCCGGGUUUAUAACGGCAUGACCUUUGAAACCAUUAGGUCACAGUGCAGGGAUAGAGCACCACUCAGUGGCCCCGUUCCAAAACUUGAUGAUGACAAUCGUUGAGCCGAUCUCUCUCAAAGCAGAUGAUCAAAAUAAUUGACUGUUUGUUAAACCCAGCCCCCGAAGUUACCGUAACUACACCUGCCAAGUUUUCCAUGCUAGGACGGUACAUAUGCGGUUUACAAUCAUUCCAACACUGUCUCAUGUACUUCACAUACAGGUUCACAAAAGCAGGUUUCUCAUUUAAAGCUGAUGUCUGUCAACAACUGGUAGAUUUUAUUAGCGGUACUUAGCUAACGUUAGCUAAUGAGCUGACACCAGCUCACUGAACUGGAUGAAAACUCCAUCUACAGCUGUAGUUAGCUAGCGUUAGCUAAUUAGCCAACUUUUUAAGCUUCAAGCUGAAACCAAGAACCCUUUAAAAAGUACACAUGAUGGCAACAUAUGUGAUUUAUUGCUAAAAGACUGAGGCUACAGGUCGCAGGCAAAAAGUCUACUAGAUCUGCUGGAAACUUUCAGGACAGAACUGCUAACGUUAGCCUAAACUAACUAAGGCCCUGAUCACACAGAAAGAGUUUUGCAAGCUAGCAACCACCCCAUCACCUCCUUACACUCCUGUGUAUUAAAUCCACCAUUUUUCCCCCAAGUAAUUAGUAUCUAGUUCCUGAAACGUUGAGGCAGAGGGUACUUGCUGUAGCUCUGGUUGAGGAUGAGAGUCU